Orbicella faveolata is the source of this 1559-nucleotide messenger RNA. RefSeq lists its product as uncharacterized. NCBI's taxonomy places the organism in Eukaryota, Metazoa, Cnidaria, Anthozoa, Scleractinia, Merulinidae. The record is from RefSeq and is a predicted model, not a curated record.
CUCCUUUGCGCGCCAAAGCGAAAAACAAGAUACAAGCGCUUGAGUCCGAAACGCACACACUCAAACCCAGCUCCGAACACCUGAGUCCCCAAAGGAAUUGUAUCGUGGUAGAGUCUGGUAAAAUUAACUCGUUCAGUUGUAUUUUCUACGUUUCAAACUGAAAAUAUCGAUACGAGGUAGAAAUAAUAUGAACUGAAUUUGGAAACAAAACUGAACCACAUGAAAUGCUUCUUACGGAGCUGCAGCUUUGAACAAUUAACGAACUAUAAUUUUGUAAUUUUACAACCAAAAUGGUUACUGAUGGGACAUCUUUAUAAUAGGUUAAUUCACCAAGAACGAAUUUGAACCUAUAAAUUUGCAAUCACUAGUAAUAAGGAAGCUUUGUUCUGUGGGCGUAUCCACAAGAGCUCUUGCAAUUACAUACCUGCCAGUCUUCAAACAGUAUCCGACACCUUACACGCUUGGAGAAAUCCUUGAUUGUUCGACAAAAUACUCGCACUUGCUCCAUUCAGAGAAUUGCGAUUUCUGUUGGCCUCUAAAGCACUGAAGGCAUCGACAAUCUAAGACAACUAUGGGUUACUUUCCAAAAGUCAAGCUCCUAGUUUUAGCCCUCUUCGUCUUAAAAUCAUCAGGGCGAAAUCCAGUUGACAAAGGUAACAAAAAGCAAGUGAUUAUGUAUCAUCCAAAACCACAACACUCAGCUAUUGUUCUCUACGGUAACGAAGGAAGCGGUCAAAGCGAGGCUGACAAGGAGAUGUUGAAUGCUCUUUCAAAUAAUGUUGAAACUGUGACAAAUCUGGUGAAAGCACAGUCAGAGAUCAUCGAAAAUCUCAGCAAUCAAGUUUCCAGCGUUGUUAAAGGCACUGGCAAUGAAAAGGAGUUCAAACGAGUGUUUGAUAAGAUUGCUAAUCAAUCGAAGCUGAUGAAUAACGUGACGAAGAAGCUCAAUAAAACUAUCAACCACGUGAACGAGCUGGCCGCGGUGUGGUCACAGACAACCAUCAGGUUUGACAAGGAGUUUAAAAGUAUGGAAGAGGAGACAGAGGAAAACGAAGAGAAAAUGGAGAGGAUGGAGAAAAAAAUCAUGGAUAAAAUUGAAAAGUUGCAACAGCAGGUGAAACUACUGCACGCAUCUAUAAGCUACGUUUCGGCAGAAAGUGCGUCAAGCAAGGAAGAAUGGCCCAAAGGAAAAUUCUGCAUUUUGGCAAACGGCCGCUGCCCUGAAGGUUUUAAACGCCACGAAGGACACCUUAAGUCUCUGUAUCUCUACUCGUCUCAUUCGCAGUUUGUAAACUCGGCUAAAUUUGGAAGCAGUUCUAUUGGUUGUUUUGGUAGGUACUGUGGACAAUACGGCAAUUUCAUUGGUUCCCUCACCUUGAUCACGUGCUGCAAGUAGGAAAGAAGUAUAAAUAUGUUAGAACACGUACAGUGUGACCGCGACGUCAACUAUUUUGAGAUCGCGGAAUUGUUUUAGAUUGUCAGUCAGGUCUUGAGCCCGUAUUGUGCAGUGGUCUGAAUGAGUAAAGACUUAUUCCCAAUGUUAAACCCAUUGCAUGUAA